This is a messenger RNA of Oreochromis aureus, 4274 nucleotides long. Its product is annotated as interleukin-17 receptor A. The transcript has 11 exons. Gene Ontology annotation, molecular function: interleukin-17 receptor activity. The record is from RefSeq and is a predicted model, not a curated record. NCBI's taxonomy places the organism in Eukaryota, Metazoa, Chordata, Actinopteri, Cichliformes, Cichlidae. Bases 109 to 1983 code for a protein of 624 amino acids.
GCAUGUUCUCAAGUGGGGAUCUUUAUUGUAUUCAUUUAUGUUUCUCAUUUGCUCCGUUGCUUUUAAAGCUUUUCCAAAUUGAGCUACAGGAUCGGGAUCUACACCAGCAUGAGCCACUUUCUUUUUUUCUGUUUCUGUUUGAGUGCUGGACUCACAGACUCAUCUGGUCCUAGGAUGCUGAACAAGCGUCUGGACUGCAACCAGCCACGCCUUAACAACUGCACAAUUAAUAACUGCUCAGAUGAACAGAAAGUACCUAAUACAGAAGCUCCUACUGGCCCAGAUUCGGUGGAUGUGACACUCUGGAAGGGCAAACAUGAGCUUGUUCCUGUUUUGAAUGUGACGUGGAAAAUAAAUAUUGACUCAUCCAUAUGGGCACUUAAGGGAUCUCAAAUUAAUAUUGUGGAUGAAACUACAAAUCACAGUCUGUGUGUGCAAUUUAGUUACUCAUUUAAACACAAUACAACAUUGCACAACCAAAACCAUAAGUGGACAUUUUCUUUGGAUGAAGUUGAGGUAGAGUUUGGCCAUACAUACAUGGUGACUGUUUUUAACUUGCCAGAACCUGAGAAUGGAGAUAACAGGAAAAGGACGUCAAUUGCCAUUCCAGGAUGUGAUGAUAAAAGAAUCCAGCAGGUCCGAAUGUGUCUGGAAAACGGCAGCCUGUGGAAUCAUAGCAUGCAGACUCAAGUGUUGACUAAUGGUAACAUCAAAUUGUCCAUUGUUGUAACAUUUAAGGCUUCACAGUAUUCAGAGAAAUACAGAGUUUCCAUCCUGAACAGUGGCAUCCUUUGCUCAAAGAAUGUCUCAAAGGAAAACGCAACGACUGUGAACGUGACAUUUGAGUUUGAGCGGUGGCAACUCAGGCAAUGUGAAAUAUCAGUAAUGGUCCAACCAUUUUUUAGGCAAUGCCAAAAUAAUUGUUUGAGCCCCAACAAAACAAUUGAUUACUGCCAGUAUUAUCCAACAAGGACUUAUCUUAUAAAGGCGGCCAUUGGACUGCUGUUAAUUAGUAUUUGUCUGGCUUGUUUACUCUGGAGAGCAUCUCAUAAAGAUCCUUUGAACACAUCUUCACCCACUGCCAGAGACCAACCACAAGUUUUGCAAGUCAAAGAGAGAAAGAGUGUCCUCAUCAUCCACUCCCUCGAUCACCCUUUAUACAAAAAUAUUGUUCUCAAGCUUUGUGCCUUCCUGAUGAACAAAUGUGGUACGGAGGUGGUCCUGGAUUUGCUGGAUUCUAGUAGACUGGGAGUGCUUGGAAAGAUCCAGUGGUUGGACUGGCACAAAGAGCAAAUUGAGAAAUCCUCUGCUAAGAUACUAAUCCUGUGCUCACGAGGUGUACAAGCCAAGUGGAGAGCCAUGUGUGGUGACAAACAGGUUUUCAUGAGAGAAGACGCUUGUUCAUCUGUAGGUGACAUGCUCACACCGUCCCUCAGCCUCUUGGUUCCUCAUUUUAUCCGAUCUGCAUCGUUCAAAAAGUACAUUGUGGCUUACUUUGAUGGCAUUUCUUCAGAAGAAGACGUUCCUUCGCCUUUCAACAUUACAGUACGAUACAAGCUGAUGAAACAGUUUGAGGAGGUCUUUUUCAGAAUCCUCGACUUAGAAAAACAUGAACCAGGCAUUGUGAAGAAAGUUGAAGGGCUUUCAGAAGACACUUACCAUCUGUGCCCUUCAGGUAGAGCCUUGUAUGAUGCUAUAGAGGCUUUCCGUGCAUACCAGCUGAAGCAUCCACGCUGGUUUGAAGAGGAGCUACUGGAAAGCUCAGAAUUGGAGUUUGAGGAGACGUCAUGUGAAAUCUAUAAAACCCCUCCCAUAUACCCAAACUUUAAAACAGAUUAUGUUCUUCACCCAGCCCAAGUUAUCAGUCAUCACGUGCAGACAAGUGACGACUUCACCACAGAUGAAACAAAACUUUAUCUGUCAGAAAAUCUUCAAGUGUUCUCUUCAAUGCACUUCCACCCGCUAAUUGUUCAGAACUCGUGACCGUCCUUCUAUCCAUUUUCUUAACCUCGUAUCCAACUUAGGGUGGCAGAGGGGCUGGAGCCUAUCACAGCUAACACUGGCUGCAAGGCAGGUACACUGUGAAAUGUAACUAGUUCUCAGAACUUAAAAAAUUAUGGAAUCUCAUUGUCUUGGAAAAACUGAGUUAAGUUUAGAUGACUAAAGUAGGGCAACUUAUUUAUUGUGAAUAUGUUACACACUGAAGGACGACAGGGUUCAUUCAGGUGCACAUGAAGAUUUAUUGUGCUGAAACACAGUAAAACAGUUCAGUGUUACUGGCGGCUUCCAUUGUAAUAACUGGCCUGCGUUACUUUGUAGCGUUACGUGUAAUGGCCAUGUAUUAAUCAGCCCUUAGCACACAGAGAAAAUGACCAGUAAACAACAGACAACAUAACAUGUACUGGCUGGUCUAUUUCCUAUAACUUUAACUGAAACCAGCUAACAGUUUCCUUUCACAUUACUGAUGUAACAACACGGUUACAGAGAUUAAUGCAGGAGGCUAACAUCGCUUAGCUAGCGCACAAACGUUACUAGCAUUACCCAAAGAUAACGUAAAACAACUCCCUUAUUCCCUCACAUUAAACACCAUAUAAACACGAAUUACACUCCAACAUGUUAAAUAAGCAUCAACUCUACAUAAAUGUAUGUAGUGCUUGUAUAUCGCUCUCACCUGAAACACAGUAAAACAGUUCAGUGUUACUGGCGGCUUCCAUUGUAAUAACUGGCCUGCGUUACUUUGUGAGAGAUUAUUUUGCCAGUUACCUGUUUGGCUGAGCCACCACUGCCACCUACUGGCAAAACUAAAUAUCGCCCUAACAUCACAUCAGGUGGGAGCAAAUGAGCUUUUCGCUCUGUGUUAUGAUGCAAACUAUUGUCACAACGAAUAGCAAAAAAGAUGAUGGGGGGUGGGGGGGGGACACGAACACAAAAGGAACACAUCUGAGACUUGUUCUUAAUGCUCAAAAUACUCAGGGUGCCACAAAUACUCCCACGUUCCAGUCCAUCAUGGUAACAACACGGAGAAACUGACAACCACAAACUCUUAUAUUUACAUCUAUGACCAAGUUAGUAUCACCAGUUAAUCCAGCAAGAAUGUAUUUAGGCUAUAGUACAAAACAAAAGCACCCAGAGGACACCCACACAGGCACAGGCAGAGCAUGCAAGCUUCACACGGAAGGGCCUUCCGACUGAAUCUUCAUGCUGUGACCUUUUAGUGCUAACCACUGUACCACAAUGUAGUUCAUUUAACAAGUUAAAUAGAAUAGCAUUAAGACCUUGAGAUAUUUGUGAUAACCAUGUCUUUAUAUCUGCACGGGAGAACAGAAACUAAGUAGUACAUGUAUCAUUCCACUACAAACCAUAAAAACUGUAUUUUUAAAAGGACAUUUUGUACAUUUAUUUAAAAAUAUGCUUAUUUACUGUGUGUUAUACUAUAUUGUGCAUUAGCUGCUUGCUCUUUGUUCUGUGUGGUUUUGCAUUAAUUUGAUUUGCCAGGAGACAGUAACAGAGAAGGUUAAACUAUUGAAAUGUGCUGUUGAUGCUUGUGGGCUGUGUAAACAGUGUUAACAGGGUCAAAGUUCAACCUUGUGGGCAAAGUUUGUAGCAUUUUUGUUGCAGUGGGGAAGGUAAGACCCAAACUCUUUGUAUAAAUUAGACCUUUUUCUCUUUGUGACUGUUUUUGAUCAAGACAGGUCUAUAAAUUUAUUCAGUUUUAGGUAUAAUGUGUUUUUUUUAAAAAACUCUCUCAGCAGUAUUUCUUUACUUUUUUGGAUUGAAGGGAGUCUUUCACAUUACUAUGCUGGAAGUAAUAAAUGGCCUUUUCCCCUUAUUUAUUUAUUUAGAAAAAUACUCACAGUGUGCUAGUGUCAGUGUGGCCCCUCCAAAAAUUGGGUCAGGGUGCUGGGAAUUUAUCCCAGCUUUCUGGUUAGGAAUGUCUCACAAUGGCUGUACAGGCAUUGUGCCCUGCUUUGGCAGAAAACACACUGUAGGGUACGAUAAAUUUGGGAGGCUAAACAGUUUUUCCUUGAAAAACACAAGGUAAAGUUUUUCGCUUUUAAUUUAAAGACAGAAAAUUGGAGUUAGAUUUUUUCUGUAGUCCCUUUUUAAUGUUAAUGUUUGCAUUUUGUGUUAAAGAACCAUGAAAUCUAAACUAAAUGCUGUGUGUGUAACGCUUGAUUCAACAGCAAGAACGUGUCUUUCUCAACUUUGAAGCAGCUUUCUCUUGUAAUCUCUUUCUUGUUUCAAUGAGUUGACAUUAAAUAUUUUCAGCAUUG